CAGCCCUGAGACGCUCAGAUACAACCAGUGACAGCAUCACACACGGCCACAGCCCUGCAGUAGACACCCACACACGCAGAAACAGCUGGUGACUCUGAUACAGGCACAGGCAGUGACACACAAAACCACAGCCCCCCAGCACACACACACACACACACACACACACACACACACACACACACACAAGGCUGUGCUGACCGGUACAGGCCGACCUGGAGACACGUGCACACCCUCAGCCGGCGCGGCUGUUGGUGGCCUUGGCACACGCUCCCCACCCCCACGGGGACACCCGUGCUCCUCCACAGGCUCGCGCACACAGCCACGAGCAGACAGCUCACACGCACACCCCUCGCUGCAGCUCCUCCGGCAGCCCCGGCUCCCGCAGCCUCCUUUGUGGGGAGGAAGCACCCGGCUAACCUUGGAUGGAAUUGCAGUGAAGCCCAGCGCUCAGAGAGGAGAGGGUCUGGCCUGGCGUGACCCUCGCCGGCCCCUCCAGCGGGCUGGGUGAUGUCCCCGGGCCCGGGUCCUGGGGACCCUUGGCAGAACCAUGGAGCAACUGACAUCCCUCCCGCGGCUGGGGGACCCCGGAAACAUGGAGCCGUGGGCACUGCCCGCCUGGCAGAGCUGGACUUCAGGCCCAGGGUGUGAUGCUGGAGGAGCAUCCCCAAGCAUGGUUGGUGCCCCCACAGAUCUGCGUGUUGGAGAACUGAGGCCUGAGGAGAGCUCCGAGCCUGAGGGAGCCCGAAGCCCGGGGCCUGUGGGGGGCAUUGAGCCUGGAAGAACAGCAACUGGGCUGCCCAGCCCUGCGCAGGGAGCCUUGAGCUCCAGACCUGGCUGUCAGAGGCUGGAGGACCCGGAGGCAGAGGCUUUCUCUAAGGGCAAGCUGAAAAUGGUCUUCGGGGACAGGCCCAAUCUGGAGCUGCUGAGGGCCGUGGGGGAGCUGCAGCAGCGCUGUGCCAUCCUUAAGGAGGAGAACCAGAUGCUGAGGAAGAGCAGCUUCCCUGAGACGGAGGAGAAGGUGCGGAGGCUGAAGCGGAAGAAUGCCGAGCUGGCGGUCAUUGCCAAGCGCCUGGAGGAGAGGGCCCGAAAGCUGCAGGAGACUAACCUGAGGGUGGUGAGUGCUCCCAUGCCCAGUUCAGGGGCCAGCUUGGAGUUGUGCCGGAAGGCCCUGGCCCGCCAACGAGCCCAGGACCUCAGUGAGACGGCCAGCGCCCUGUUGGCCAAGGACAAGCAGAUCGCUGCCUUGCAGCGGGAGUGCAGGGAGCUGCAGGCCAGGCUCACCCUGGCGGGCAAGGAGGGCCCCCAGUGGCUCCACGUGCGGGACUUCGACCGGCUGCUGCGCGAGUCCCAGCGGGAGGUUCUGCGGCUGCAGAGGCAGAUCGCCCUGCGCAACCAGCGGGAGCCGCCCUCGCCGCCCCGGCCCCCGGACCCCUCUGCCCCGGCCAGAGCAGGGGCGCCCGCCCCGGGGGCCCCGGGAGAGGCCAUACCCCAGGAGGAUGUGGAAAACCCGGCUGUGGUCCUAGGGGAGCCCGAGAAGCAGCAGAGGGUGCAGCAACUGGAAUCGGAACUCAGCAAGAAGCGGAAGAAAUGCGAGAGCCUGGAGCAGGAAGCCCGGAAAAAGCAGAGGCGAUGCGAGGAGCUGGAACUGCAGCUCAGGGCAGCCCAGAAUGAGAAUGCCCGCCUUGUGGAGGAGAACUCUCGGCUCAGUGGGAGAGCCACGGAAAAGGAGCAGGUGGAGUGGGAGAAUGCAGAGCUGAGGGGCCAGCUCCUGGGGGUGACGCAGGAGAGGGACUCGGCCCUUCUCAAGAGCCAAGGCCUGCAGAGCAAGCUGGAGAGCCUGGAGCAGGUGCUGAAGCACAUGCGGGAGGUGGCCCAGCGGCGGCAGCAGCUGGAGGUGGAACACGAGCAGGCUCGGCUCAGCCUGCAGGAGAAGCGGGAGGAGGUCCGGAGGCUGCAGCAGGCCCAGGCGGAAGCCCAGAGAGAGCAUGAAGGCGCUGUGCAGCUGCUGGAGUCUACCCUGGAUUCCAUGCAGGUCCGGGUCCGGGAGCUGGAGGAGCAGUGCCGCAGCCAGACCGAGCGCUUCAGCCUGCUGGCACGGGAGCUCCAGGCCUUCCGCCUGCACCCCGGCCCCCUGGACCUGCUCACCUCCGCCCUGGGCUGCGGUGCCCCCGGGGACCGCCCACCACCCCCCUGCUGCUGCUCCACCCCGCAGCCCUGCCGCGGAUCCGGCCCCAAAGACCUCGACCUCCCACCAGCGUCCCCGGGGCGCUGCACCCCAAAGUCUUCCGAGCCUGCCGCUGCCACCCUUGCCGGGGUCUCCCGGAGGACGCCGGCCAAGAGGGCAGAGUCUCUGUCCAACUCCUCUCGCUCCGAGUCCAUCCACAACAGCCCCAAGUCCUGCCCAACCCCCGAGGUGGACACGGCCAGUGAGGUGGAGGAACUGGAGGCGGACAGCAUCUCGCUGCUCCCGGCAGUGGCAGAGGGCGGCCGGGGCGGAGCCAGGGUCCAGGUCUUCCUAGCUCGCUAUAGCUACAACCCCUUCGAGGGCCCCAACGAGAACCCAGAGGCAGAGCUGCCGCUGACCGCCGGCGAGUACAUCUACAUCUACGGCAGCAUGGACGAGGAUGGCUUCUUUGAAGGGGAGCUCAUGGACGGCCGGAGGGGCCUGGUCCCUUCCAAUUUUGUUGAGCGUGUGUCCGACGACGACCUGCUGGCCUCGCUGCCUCCAGAGCUGGCUGACUUGUCCCACAGCUCAGGCCCCGAGCUCAGUUUUCUGAGCAGCGGUGGAGGCGGCAGCAGUAGUGGGGGUCAGAGCAGCGGGGGAUGCAGCCAGCCCCGACCGGAGGACGAGGCAGCCGGGGAGGCACCCAGCCCGAGUCCCCCGCCCGAGGGCCUGGGGGAGCUCCCUGCCGUGCCUUACCCCCGCCGUCUGGCCAUCCUGAAGCAGCUGGCCCACAGCGUGGUGCUGGCCUGGGAGCCACCUCCUGAGCGCAUGGAGCUGCGCGGCUACCACGUCUGUGUGAAUGGGGAGCUGCGGCAGGCCCUGGGGUCCGGGGCACCCCCCACGGCUGUGCUGGAGAACUUGGACCUGCAGACCGGGCCCCUCCGGGUCUCUGUGCAGGCCCUGACCAGCCGGGGCGGCUCCGACCCGCUGCGCUGCUGCUUGCUGCUGGGAGCCCGGGCCCGCGUGGCUCCUAGCCAGCUGCGGGUCCAUCGGCUGACCGCCACAUCUGCCGAGAUCGCCUGGGUGCCCAGCAACAGCAGCUUGGCCCACGCCGUCUACCUCAACGGGGAGGAAUGCCCCCCAGCCCACCCCAGCACCUACUGGGCCACCUUCUGCCACCUGCGGCCUGGUACCCUCUAUCAGGCCCGAGUGGAGGCUCAGCUCCCGCCUCGAGGGUCCUGGGAACCAGGCGGGGAGAGGCCAGAGCCACGGGCUGCCACCCUGCAGUUCACCACACUGCCAGCAGGCCCACCUGAUGCCCCCCUGGAUGUGCAGGUCGAGCCAGGGCCCUCCCCUGGGAUCCUGAUCAUCAGCUGGCUCCCGGUGACAAUCGAUGCGGCUGGCACCUCCAACGGCGUCCGGGUCACAGGCUAUGCUGUUUAUGCUGAUGGGCAGAAGAUCAUGGAGGUGGCCUCACCCACGGCGGGCAGCGUGCUGGUGGAGCUGUCGCAGCUGCAGCUGCUGCAGGCGUGCCGCGCGGUGGCCGUGCGCACCAUGUCGCCCCACGGCGAGUCGGUGGACUCCCUCCCCGCUCCCGUCGCCCCCGCCCUGGCCGAGGCCUCCGGGCCGGCCAGGGUCCCCUGCGCCUCCCCACGACCGGGCCCGGAGGCCAGGCCGCCCCUUGCUCCAGCCUCCCUGGGGCUGGGGGACUCCAGUUCUCCUCUCUGGUGCCCCGACCCCCGUGGAGCUCAAGAGCCCCCGGGCGCCCCCCCAGCCAGCCCUCCCAGAGAGACGGCAGAACGAUCUUCAGAGGAGCCCCCAGUGCCUGUCUUGCAGGAGCUGGCUGGGGCAGCUGUGCUGGGUGCCCCUGGGGACGGGAAGGCCAGCGAGCCCGCCUUGGGAGACUGCGUUCCUGGCCCUGCCACCUCCUGUGUGGCCAAGGAGGACGCUGAGCAGACCGCGGGAGAGGCCCUCCUGGCACCCGGCGCCACCCAGGGAGCACUGGCCCAGAGGCUGCCCGGUGCCCAGGCCUGCCGUGGAGGAGACCCAGGGGCUGGGCUGAGGCCCCGGGCUGAGGAGGAAGCGGCCGAGCCGGGGGUCCGUCCAGGGAACUCCCUUGUGGACCAGGGCCGCACCUCAGACCUGUCAGACAUCCAAGAGGAGGAGGAGGAGGAGGAGGAGGAGCUGGGCGGCAGGACCUGCUCCUUCCGGAAGCAGGUGGCUGGCCACAGCAUCGGGGGGCAGGGGGCCAAGCCCCAGCCCGACCCCUUGUGUGAGACCGACAGCGACGAGGAGAUCUUGGAACAGAUCCUGGAGCCGCCCCUCCAGCACUUCCGCAGCAAGAAGCUGUUUAGCAUCCCCGAGGAGGAGGAGGAGGAGGAGGAAGAGGAGGAGGACGGAGAGGAGGAUGGGGAGGCCGCGCAGGAGGAGAAGGGGCCAGGGGCAGGCUCUGCAUCCAGAGACCCCGGCCCGCCUGCACCCCUGCCUCCGGGGCUGGGCUGCGACGGCGCGCGGUCCCGCGGACCUGGCCUCUGCGCUUCAUCCUGCAGCCCCUGCAGAGUUGGGGACCGCCCGGAGGACCCGCUGGGACUGGUCGGUGGCGGCAGCUGGAGGAAAGGAAGUGGCUCCCCCGAAAAGCCCCCUGGCCGCAGGCGGUCUCCGGAUCCCCGGGAGCACUGCAGCCGGCUUCUCAGCAACGGCGGCGGCGGGUCCCAGGCGCCCGGCCGAGCACCGGGCCCUGGGCGCGAGAGGGGCGGCCCCUCUGCGGCAGAGGGCGCCAGGGCUGCGCCGGACGCCGGCGGGAGGGCGCGGCCCGCCCCUUCCAGGAAGUGCCCCCGGGGCCGGGCCCCGGAACCGGGCCUGGCCAGCUGCCUCUCCCCCAAGUGCUUGGAAAUCAGCAUCGAAUAUGACUCUGAGGACGAGCAAGAGAUGGGCGGCGGGGACAUGAGCAUCACCAGCUCCGGCUGCCUCGGAGACGGGGAGGCCUGGGGUGCAGCCCCCGUGGGAAGGCCCCGGGCACCUCCGAAGGCCGGUUCAGGCCCCCACCCCUACCCAUGCUCCGCGGCCUGGGAGAAGGGGGAGCCGGAGCGGAGAGGCCGCAGUGCGACCGGCAGAGCCAAGGAGCCGCCCCCCCGGGCAGCAGAGUCUGGGGAGCCCAGAGGGCUGGACAGCCCCGGGCAGAGCGGCUCCCAGCGGAGAGGGGGCUGGGCCCCCAGGCCAGGCUCCAUGGAGCUGGGCCCCGCGAGGAGCCCUCCAGAAGAAGCCCUGGCCCUCCGGGACCUCCCUGUCAGGGUCUUUGUGGCUCUGUUUGACUAUGACCCCGUGUCAAUGUCACCCAACCCUGAUGCUGGGGAAGAGGAGCUCCCGUUCCGGGAGGGCCAGAUCCUGAAGGUGUUUGGGGACAAAGACGCAGACGGCUUCUACCGGGGUGAGGGUGGGGGCCGGUGGGGCUACAUUCCCUGCAACAUGGUGGCUGAAGUGGCCGUGGACAGCCCUGUGGGGACACAGCAGCUGCUCCAGCGGGGCUAUUUGUCCCCAGAGGUUCUCGCUGAGGGCUCAGGGAACGGCCCCUUCGUCUACUCUGCAGCCCGCACCGCCGGGCCUCCCCCCAAGCCCCGCCGCUCCAAGAAAGCCGACUGGGAAGGGCCUGCCCAGCCCCGUGGAGGGCCCCCCCAGCUAGCCUCCUCUGCUGGCCUGAAAGCUCCCCAUUCCAUGGUGGCCGCGUUUGACUAUAACCCCCGGGAGAGCUCUCCCAACAUGGACGUGGAGGCAGAGCUGCCUUUCCGGGCGGGGGACGUCAUCACUGUGUUCGGGGCCAUGGACGAUGACGGUUUCUACUAUGGGGAGCUGAAUGGACAGCGGGGCCUGGUUCCAUCCAACUUCCUGGAGGGCCCUGGGCCUGAGGCAGGCGGCUCAGACAGGGAGCCUGGGGCAGCCCCGUCCGAGGGCCAGGACUGGGUCAGCUCAACCCAGGGGCCCCCAGCACCCCCAGGCUGGCCCUGUGCUCCUGGCCCUCGCUGCUUCCCCGAGGCUGAACUGGGGUUGCCACAGGGCCCAAGCAGGAAGGUGUGGGUUCUCCUCUCCAAGGGGAAGCAGCUCCUCAGGAAACUGGGCUCGGGGAAGAAAGAGUGAUGCUGUGGUCCCAAAGGCCCCAGCUGCGUGGGGAAGGCCCUGGAUUCUGGUACUCCCGAGUGAGCACUGUGGCGCUGGGACAGGACUCAGACUCAGUGAAGGUCAGAGCUAGAGGAGCGGCUGGUCCUCCGGAUGGGCAUCGUCUUCUUACAGGCGGGGACCCUGAGCCCCUGCACGGGGACAAGUCCAGGGGCUGAGCACCUGGUCAUAGAGCUGGCCAGGGACAUGGACUUGUCCCUCCUGGUUCACCCAUCUGCUCCUGGUGUCCACCACGCUGUGCUAGUCCCCUCUUGGCCUCCACACACCUGGCUCGGGGAGAUGCUGUUCCCUCCGACGGCGCUGGCCAUCCUCUUCAUGUCUUCCCUCCCUGAAGGAAAGUUUGCACUGGAUUCUGCCAAGCCCCCUAGCCCGGGGGCGGAGCUAUGUAUAUAGAUGUACAUACUCAGUGCCUCAGCCCAGCUUCCUCCCUCUCGCUUCCACCGCACAGGCCCGGGAAUGAGAAAGGCCAAGCCAAAGCGGGCCUGACCCCACCCCAUAGCGCUCCCCCGCACCCCCCUGCCAGCCGCCCUCCUGGCCGAGACCCGGGGCGGUGGGCAGAAAGCAGGAGUUGGGUUUGCCUUAUUUUGCUCAUCGGAUUCAACUUCUCUUUUGCAUCGUUUUCCUCUGGCCCCUGUUGGAGUCUGGGGGCUGGGGGAGAGGACAGAUUUAUGCAACUAUUUUCAUACAUUCCCUAUUCAGAGUGGGGUGGGGGUUCGUCCCCCCUCCCCUUAGCACCCCUCUCCUCACACUCCGGCUGGGUGAGCGUCUCUGCAUGUUUCCAUUGCUGUGGUGGGAGGUUGUUUGAACUCCCACCCCCACCUUGGUCUCCAGGGGUGUGGAAUGGUGGGGGCAUUUGUUUAAAAAGACAUUUUAUUAUAAUAAAGUCUAUUUUCACAAAACCCA
This is a messenger RNA of Dama dama (fallow deer), 7237 nucleotides long. It is a transcript of the gene TSPOAP1, whose product is annotated as TSPO associated protein 1. Gene Ontology annotation, cellular component: mitochondrion. Gene Ontology annotation, molecular function: protein binding. The transcript is spliced from 31 exons. Gene Ontology annotation, biological process: neuromuscular synaptic transmission. Lineage: Eukaryota; Metazoa; Chordata; Mammalia; Artiodactyla; Cervidae. The record is from RefSeq and is a predicted model, not a curated record. The coding region runs from base 548 to 6295 and encodes 1915 amino acids.